AUUCAAUGCCACACUUUGAACUCAAUUUCUCUUUUCUCUCCUCUCUGUCUCGGUCUCUCUCUCUCUCUCUCUCUCUCUCUCUCUCUCUCUCUAUCGCCAAAAUCUCCGCAUCAUUGAAAUUCGGGCCAUAAUAUUGGGUUGCAAAAGCUAAACCCCUUUUUGGGUUCUCGUGAUUUUCGCCAAUUAUCAAAAACCGGGGUACCCGAACAAAUCGAAUCCGAAAGUUCAAUUCUUUGUGCUUCCAAUUUGCAAAUAUCGUCUUUGCAGAGUCUAUCCCUUCAAAUCCUCUUAGAUGGGUGAAAUCGAAGAAAUUGGAACUGACGUUUGUUCAGAUAUAGAUGUUGAUGAUAUUAGAUGUCACAAUAUAGCAGAGAAAGAUGUUAGCGAUGAAGAGAUUGAAGCAGAAGAAUUGGAGAGGCGGAUGUGGAAGGAUCGAAUCAAACUCAAAAGGCUCAAGGAAAAACAGAAGCUUGCUGCACAGCAAGCCGCAGAGAAGCAAAAACCCAGGCAGUCCUCUGAUCAAGCUCGCAGGAAGAAAAUGUCCAGAGCACAAGAUGGGAUUCUUAAGUAUAUGCUAAAGCUUAUGGAAGUCUGCCAAGCUCGUGGAUUUGUGUAUGGUAUCAUUCCUGAUAAGGGAAAGCCAGUUAGUGGUUCCUCUGAUAAUAUUAGAGCUUGGUGGAAAGAGAAAGUAAAGUUUGAUAAGAAUGGCCCUGCAGCCAUAGCCAAGUAUGAAGCCGAGUGUCUAGCUAUGAGUGAGGCUGAUAAUAGCCAAAAUGGGAACUCUCAGAGCAGUCUCCAAGACCUACAAGAUGCAACUCUUGGAUCACUCUUAUCAUCUUUGAUGCAGCAUUGUGAUCCUCCUCAGAGGAAGUAUCCAUUAGAAAAGGGUAUACCCCCACCUUGGUGGCCAACUGGGAAUGAAGAUUGGUGGUCACAGUUGAAUUUACCUCACGGUCAGAGUCCUCCUUAUAAGAAACCACAUGAUUUGAAGAAGAUGUGGAAAGUGGGAGUGCUAACUGCUGUUAUAAAGCACAUGUCACCUAAUAUUGCAAAAAUAAGGAGGCAUGUUCGCCAAUCAAAAUGCUUGCAGGACAAGAUGACAGCAAAGGAAAGUGCAAUUUGGUUGGGAGUAUUAAGUCGAGAAGAAGCUCUCAUUAGGCAGCCUAGUAGUGAUAAUGGUACAUCUGGAAUAACUGAAAUGCCACCUGGUGUUCCUGUUGAGAAUAAGCAAGCUGCUGCUAGUAGUGCUAGCAACUAUGAUGUUGACGGUACUGAUGAUGGCAUUGGUUCUGUUUCUUCUAAAGAUAAUAGGAGAAAUCAGUGUGUGGAUACCGAACCAUCAGAUAACUUGCGCAGGAUUAGGAAUUCUGACAAAGACACAGAUCAAGAUAAGAAGCAACCCAGGAGAAAAAAACCUCGUUUGAGGUCAAGCCCCACUGACAAACUACCAGCACAAUCUGACAAUGAAAUUUUACAUGUUGAGCCAAGAAGCAAAGGGCUCGAUGUGAACCAGACAGAAACACAGGUAGAUGGACUCCAGAUUCAUGGAAACGAACAGCACAAUGAGACAGAUCCUGCUGUGAGACCCCUGGAAAAAGGACUUGAGGUCCCAGCUCAAUUACCAGGAGCCGAGUUUGAUCAUUACUCUUACCUACAUGCAAACAACUUAAUUUCCUCAGAAAGCAUGUAUAUCAGUGGAAGGCCAACGCAAUAUCCUGAGUUGCAAAACCCUGACAUUCAUCAUGAAACUGCUUAUAAUCUUUAUAAUCCAGCGGCACAGUACGGGCCUAAUCAGGAUGGGCAGCAGCUUCAGUCAGGGAACAACGAAAUUAGGCCAGAGAAUGAUGCAAUUUCUAUACCAUCAGUACAUAUGAAAGGGGAUGAAAUUUCUGGAGGAGACUUGCAAUAUUUUGGUAAAGAUACGUUUCAAAAUGAGCUUGAUAGACCUAUUGAUCAGUCUUUCUUUGGAUCACCGCUCAGUAGCAUGUCAUUAGAUUUUGGAGGACUUAACAGUCCAUUCCACUUAGAUGAUUUCUUGGGGGAUGAUGAAAUGAUACAGUACUUUGGAGCAUAAACUAUUGAAACUGUUGACUCAGCAGAGAACGAACUACAAGAUUUCCAGCACCUGUUACUCAUCUGGGUUCAGGAUCCCACAUUGGUAUUACUUUUUAUGGCUUUAUGCAGUUUGAGGUGGAAGAAUAUAAUCUUAACAUUGACCAGUCAUAAGUUUAUAGAACUGGAAGAAACGAAGCAUGAUUUUUGUUCUAUUGAUUACCCCAUUUCCAUAUCAAUAAAUAUGUUUGGGGUUCAUGUAAAUUUAUCAAUUGUUGGACUGUCCGAACUACACAUAUGAAUGCUUAGCUAAAUUUAUUUAGAAAGGUUUUGACAACUUUAUGCAACUAAAAUGGUAAAUUUUUACAUUGAAAGGAAAUAAGUGUAAAUAUUUCUUUUCUCAAUAAAAACUUAUUGCAUUUAGUUGCUUAAAGUUAAAACCUGAUGUUAAUACUUCCCUGUUUGCAAUAGGGUUGCCUCCAAAUCUAAUGAAGUGUUUGUCUUCAUGUUCUCCUCCAAGUCCAAAUUCAACGAGUUAAUUUGUC
This is a messenger RNA of Abrus precatorius (Indian licorice), 2597 nucleotides long. Its product is annotated as ETHYLENE INSENSITIVE 3-like 3 protein. The transcript is spliced from 3 exons. NCBI's taxonomy places the organism in Eukaryota, Viridiplantae, Streptophyta, Magnoliopsida, Fabales, Fabaceae. Bases 293 to 2074 code for a protein of 593 amino acids. Gene Ontology annotation, molecular function: DNA binding; DNA-binding transcription factor activity. Gene Ontology annotation, cellular component: nucleus. The record is from RefSeq and is a predicted model, not a curated record.